CCGGCUGCCCGCACGACCCAGCCGAUCCACGCCUCCGAUCCAUCCCCUCUCUCGUACGCCGCCAUCGUCCCCCACCUCUCGAACCCCGACAUCCGUCGCCGGCCAUCCCUGGUUGCCAUGGCAACCAGGGCAGAUCCGUAGGGCGCUCCGACCCCAAACCACACCCUAACCCUUCCCAUCCCCAGCCGCCCACUCCAAUCCAGCCCUCCAGACACGAUCAACUAAAACCAGGUGAAAAUUCUCGAUCUCGUCCUUCCCUCUCAUCCUUAAGGCUGAAAAUCUCCCGAUCUUGUACUGGGUCCAUACUAUAGGGGUAGAACACUGCAUGGUUCGGUGUAUAUUCGCAAUUGCCAGGCAGAAUACACCAGAUCUGCCAUGUACUACGUUUGAGGUUAACUUAGGUGCCUAGUUUAGGCACUUAAGUAGUUGGGUAUGAAAUGGAUGAGUAGGAAUCCCUAAAAAAGGGCAGGAAGGACGAUUUUUUGAAUGAAGAGGGUGGGAAAAAAUAAUUGCCACUUGUGUGUAACGACAGUUGCCGCUUGUGUAUGAUGACAAUUGCCACCUAUUUUGACCUGUUGCUUGCCAUCCCUAUCUUCCAUGUGCAAGCAGCAGAAGAAUACAAUUCUUGUGGAUUAUUGAUGCCUUUUUGAUCAUCCAGUGAUUGAGAACAUGUCGGAAAAGAAUCGAGACGCGGAAAGGAUGAAUCGCGAAGGUGGCGCUGAUGCUUGGGGUUCUCAAAGGCCAGAAACACCGCCUUGGGAUGCAGCAGAGUAUAGUCAACUCAUCUCUGCAGGGCCGUUGCUGCCACUACUAGAACAGUAUGCAGGCGUAGGUUCUUAUGACCAAAACACUCUCAGGGGGGCCCCAUGGCAAGUUCAGUCACAAGGCGCUAACACUGACAUAUGUACGGGCAACCAACCUCAACUAGCUAGUAUGGCUAAUCAAGGGCCUUCAUGCAGCACGUGGCAUCAGCCAGCACCCAUGUACCUGCCAUCGACGUCAUACACAGCGUAUUACGCUGGUGGUGACACGGCAAACGUCCCGUGGCAAGCUUCACAAAUUGCAGGUGGAGCACGACAUUUUGGUGUCACAGACCACACAAGAUGGCCAAAUGCAGCACAACAAGAACCUACAACUACAGUGAACAGCGGUGCGGGGACAUCUACUGCGGGGAGCUCUGAGCGCACGGAAGACGCGUUCCACCAGCCAGCAGACUGUCAUGCCGCAAACAAUUUCGAGUCAGAGUCGGGAAUGGCAAUCAUUCCAGCAAUGCCGACGAGCACCCCUUUGAACACAAGCACUAGCAACACUCGAGUAGAUGGAACUGCCGCCGAUACUGAAGCGAAUGAUGAAACUGACGACGACGCACAAGAGGAUGAAGAUGGUGGGCAAUCCGAGAUCGUGGUACCUCAGCCACCAUACAUUGGGCAGAGAUUUGGAUCGUUCGCAGAAGCAAAGGAAUACUACCAGGCAUACGCAAAGUUCCAUGGAUUUGCGGUCAACACCGAGUACCAUAGGAAAAUUAAGAAAACUAAUGAGUACAGCAGAGGUGAGAUGAGGUGCCACAAGGCACGGAGGAACAAGAAGGGGAAAGGUGUUGCGCCUGUCGUUCCGGAACGAAAGAGAGGCAUCAUUCUCAAGACGGGGUGCCCUGUCCGGUGUAAGCUAAACGUAGAUGGAGCAACAUGGGUGGUCAAUGAGUAUUUUGACGAGCACAACCACGAACUCAUAAAGAAGUUCGACCUGGUGAAAUUUCUGACCGCCCACAGAGGGUUCACCCCCGUCGAAAGGAAAUUCGUAAAGCUGCUACAUGAUUGUAACGUCGGUCCAUCAAGAAUGGUACAGAUACUAUCUCUCAUCCACAGCAAAAAGGGGACUCUGAGUAGCAUGCCGUACAUACCAGCUGACGUCACAAACCUACAGGCCAAGUACCGUAGAGAGAGCAAGUUGGCAGACAUAGAGGCCACAAUAGCCUACUUCGAUGCGAAAGCAAAGGAAGAUCCAGAUUUCUUCUACAGGAUAAGGUUGGACGAUGAGGACCGUGUCAGGAACAUGUAUUGGGUGGAUGGUGCUGCAAGGAGAGCCUACAAACAUUUCCGAGAUUGCAUUUCAUUCGACGCGACGUACCUCACCAAUAUGUACAAGAUGCCAUGCGCUCCGUUCAUAGGAAUAAAUAACCACAAUCAGUCGUUGCAGUUCGGAUGCGGCCUCGUCCGGAACGAAGACACAGAUGGGUACGUUUGGCUGUUCAAGACCUUCUUGGAGUGCAUGGAUGGACUUGCUCCGAUGAACAUAAUAACGGACCAAGAUUUCAGCAUGCGUGCAGGCAUAGAGGAGGUCUUUCCGUUGGCAGUGCACAGGCACUGCAGGUGGCACAUUAUAAAGAAGGCUGAGGAGACGCUAGGACCGUUCUUUGCCGACCGUCCAGAGCUGCACAAGGCAUUCGAGCUGUGCGUGGACCACAGCUUGACGGUGGAGGAGUUUGAAAGGAGCUGGAUGGCCAUGACUGAAACACAUCAAGUCCAGGACAACGAGACUCUUGUUAGCCUGUGGGAGAAGCGAAUGUACUGGGUGCCGGCCUACUUCAUGCAGUGCUUCUUCCCCUUUCUGCAGACUACGCAGCGCAGCGAGGGGUUCAAUGCUGUUUUAAAGCGGUACGUCAGCCCUGGCAACUCAUUGCUACAGUUUGCCAAGCAGUACACAGCUUUGCAACAAAAAAUUCUGGGAUCUGAGCUACAGCAAGAAGCGACCACAGCCCUAAAGCAGCCAAAAUUGCUAACGUAUUUACCGAUGGAGAGGCAAAUGAGCAAGAUAUACACCAACAAGAUCUUUAACAAGUAAGUCAGUUGCAUUACAGUCUUAUUUGCAUAAAAAGCACCAAGUCAGUAGGGGCCUUAUAGAGUGCAAUGCAGUUGCCAUGACAUGCAGCUGCCAUGUUUAAUGAAAUACUGUUUGCCAUGCUUACUCAGAUGCAGUUGCCAUGUUAAAAUGAAAAUUUUGUUUUGGCAUACUUGCUCGGGUGCAUUUCCCUUGUUGAAUGAAGUGCAGUUGCCAUGUUUUAUGCGCUGUGCUUCCAUUGGAGCAUGUUGGCAUGCAAAUGCCAAUGUCAAAAAAUGCUAAAAAAUGUUAUAUUGGCGACACAUAUGCUGAAAUGCAGUUGCCAUGUUUAAUGAAAUGCAUCUGCCCUUUUUUUGAAAUGCAAUUGACAUGUUUACUCAGCUGUAGAUGCCAUGUUUAAUAAAAAUGCAGUUGCCAUGUUUUAUGCAAUGUGCUUCCAUUGGGGAAUGUUGGUGUGGAA
Molecule: messenger RNA, 3298 nt
Organism: Triticum aestivum (bread wheat)
Lineage: Eukaryota; Viridiplantae; Streptophyta; Magnoliopsida; Poales; Poaceae
Product: protein FAR1-RELATED SEQUENCE 5
Exons: 5
Coding region: 670-2841 (723 amino acids)
Source: RefSeq, a predicted model, not a curated record